AUGAACUAUAUCACUUCACCACUUCUCUCCUUGAGCACAUCCUUCCGCUCCAGAAGCCCCAAAUCAACCAGCGACACCUCAAGCCCAAGCUCAACAACAACCUCACCACCCUCCUCUCCAACAUCCACCCACUCGCCUCAAAGCUCCCCACACCACCUCUUCAACCUAUCCUUCCACCCCUCCAAACUCCACACUCAUACAUUCCGAGGACAACCCGGUGUCAAGCACACAGAUAGUCCUGGAAAUCCAUCCCGCCCGCACCCAGUCUCCGAUACCCACAAUGCCAGCAGCGUGCUCCCCUGCGUCCUACGCGGCCGCUCAGCGAUGUUUGUCCGCCGACGACCGUCUAAGAUUGACAUGGCGCUGAGCGAAGAGCGGGCGCGAUGUGAUGGGGACUCUAUUGAGAGACAGGGGUUGGAGUUGAUGGAGCCGAGGCCGGUGGAUCUGGGGAUUGGGGAAGUGAAGCCUAAUUUUGUGAUGGGCGGCAUCUUUGAGGUUAUGGAGGGGAGGGCUUAG
Penicillium hordei is the source of this 516-nucleotide messenger RNA. RefSeq lists its product as uncharacterized. The record is from RefSeq and is a predicted model, not a curated record. The transcript has a single exon. The coding region runs from base 1 to 516 and encodes 171 amino acids. Lineage: Eukaryota; Fungi; Ascomycota; Eurotiomycetes; Eurotiales; Aspergillaceae.